Molecule: messenger RNA, 966 nt
Organism: Laccaria bicolor S238N-H82
Lineage: Eukaryota; Fungi; Basidiomycota; Agaricomycetes; Agaricales; Hydnangiaceae
Exons: 4
Coding region: 1-966 (321 amino acids)
Source: RefSeq, a predicted model, not a curated record
AUGGGAUCCACGACGAAGAGAUACCGCGAGGAGCUGCCCAAGAUUCUGAUGUCAAUGAACGGCGGUGGCCCAGGGGAAAUGGAGGAAACGAUGAUGUGGUACGCAGUGUCGCACGAAAAGGCCGAGGAGGAGGACUGGAUACGUUCCAGGGCAUCAUGGGUAGAUGAUAAGUGGCGGAAAUUUUCCUUGGAUCGGAUGGAGAGAAUGAAAACUGUUGGAAGAGUACAGAUACUAUCACUGCCUGGACCCACUCCACCACCUCCACCCUUGGGAUGGCCGAAGAAACACAAGGACUAUUCGUCUGCAACUGGCUGUCCCCUUUCUCACCUUCAAGGCAGUCUAGAAGAUAUUCAUGGACAAACUGUCAAUCUGGCAACAACACGACCUCAAGCCGCAGUAACACAACGAAAGCACACACAGCGACAUUUGCUCAUUCUCGCUCCCUGUCCAUCUCUCUCGAGCAAGAACGAAGACACAAAGAACGCGCGGGGACCGGUGGGGGUCAAUAAAAAACGUGUGUUCAACAGCGAGGUUAACAUGUCGCGCGUGGUGAAGCACAUGCCCAAGAUGCAACGGACAGAGAGCAAGAAGGAGUUAGCAGUUGGGAAAGGAGAGGAGAAGGCGGUUGGGAAGACGACCAACCUUGAGGGACUGCAAUGCCAGGUGGAUUCACAAUCGAAAGGGGGUCAACGACUGGCGGCUGGUCGGUCUACUUCGUCUUCAUAUUGGGCUAGGGACCUGUUCGGGUUUGGGAGGCCCAAGAUGGGCAAUUGGAAGACUCAGGCGAUUCUCUCCAGAAGCGACUCGCCAAUCACCAAAAUUAUGAAGAUACUCUUCCCUCCAGCACGAGAGAAGAUUCUUGUAGUUCGCGCCACCACGCCAAAGACAUUCAGCAGGCGUAGCAAGGCAAUCUUCAGAGCCUCGAAAGCCGAAUUAGAAACUAUGUGGUCCUCUUCUCGCAUCUAG